Messenger RNA from Peniophora sp. CBMAI 1063, 3450 nucleotides. The record is from the annotation of a GenBank genome assembly. NCBI's taxonomy places the organism in Eukaryota, Fungi, Basidiomycota, Agaricomycetes, Russulales, Peniophoraceae.
AUGAGUAACCCCGACGCGGUUGCUUUCGUAGAGGCCGUCUUGGUCGAUAACCCGAGCAUGCUCGGGACGUUUAUGUGGAUGCGCUACCAGCGUAGCAAGCCUCCGGACAUCAAUCUUCUCAAUCAAGUUAUCAGGGUGACGCAACUUGCAGUAGAGCUCGGCCAAGACUCAGAUCCUAGCGAACGCUCUCAACUGUACUUCGACCUGGGAGUUCGGCUUGAGACCUGUUCAAACCAAACCCACUCCCUAGACGGCUUCAGCGGAGCAAUGUCUGCCUUUCAAGCGGCUGUUGAACUGACACCAGACAAUGAUCCUGACAAGCCUGAGCGUCUCCACCGACUGGGUGUUUCGCACCUCAAGUAUUACAGACGCGUCGGGAGAAUUGACGACAUCAAUAGUGCUUUCACAGCGAUCUGUCGUGCGGUCGAGCUGACGCCGGAUGGCCACCCCGACAAGCCAGCGCGACUUUGCAACCUGGGCAGCUCGCUUCUCAUGCGUUUCGAGCGCACUGGGGAACUCGAUGAUAUCGAGCAGGCCGUCUCGUCGCAUCGUUGGGCGGUCGAGCUUACACCGGAUGGUCACCCCAACAAGCCGGCACAAAUCAACAACCUCGGCAACUCCUUCAGCAAGCGUUUCGCGCGCACUGGGGAGCUCGACGAUAUCGAGGCGGCCGUCUCGUCGCAUCGUCGCGCGGCCGAGCUUACACCGGAUGGCCACCCCGAUAAGCCGACGCGAUUGAGCAACCUCGGCAAUUCCUUUCACGUUCGUUUCGAGCGCACUGGGGAGCUCGAUGAUAUCGAGACCGCCGUCUCGUCGCAUCGUCGCGCAGUGGAGCUUACACCGGAUGGUCACCCCAACAAGCCGGUGCUGUUCAACAAUCUAGGCAACUCGCUUCGUGAACAGUUCGGGCGCACUGGGCAGCUCGAGGAUAUCGAGCUGGCCGUCUCGUCGCAUUGUUGCGCGGUCGAGCUUACACCGGAUGGUCACCCCGAUCAGCCAGCGCGACUCAGCAACCUGGGCCUCUCGUUUCGCACACGCUUUAAGCGCACUGGGGAGCUCGAUGAUAUCGAGCAGGCCGUCUUGUCGCAUCGUCGCGCGGUCGAGCUUACACCGGAUGGCCACCCCGAUAAGCCGACGCGAUUGAGCAACCUCGGAAAUUCCUUUCACGCUCGUUUCGAGCGCACUGGGGAGCUCGAUGAUAUCGAGACCGCCGUCUCGUCGCAUCGUCGCGCAGUGGAGCUUACACCGGACGGCCACCCCGACAAACCGGGACUGUUCAACAAUCUAGGCAACUCGCUUCGUAAACAGUUCGGGCGCACUAGGCAGCUCGAGGAUAUUGAGCAGGCCGUCUCGUCGCAUCGCCGCGCGGUCGAGCUUACAGCGGAUAGUCAACCAGCCAAGUCGGUGUUUUUUGGAAAUUUAGGCUGUGCGCUUUGUGUACGCUUCAAGUGCACUGGGGAGCUCGAUGAUAUCAGGCAGGCCGUCGCAUCCCAUCGUCGCACAGUCGAGCUUACACCGGAUGGCCACCCCGACAAGCCAAGUUACCUCAGCUACCUGGGUGUCUCGCUACACACACGCUUUGAGCACACUGGGGAGCUCGAUGAUAUCCAGCAGGCCGUCUCAUCCCAUCGUCGCACAGUCGAGCUUACACCGGAUGGCCACCCCGACAAGCCAGGUUACCUCAACAAACUGGGCGGCUCGCUUCAAUUACGUGGCACUGCGAUCGAUUACACGGACGCUAUUGACUGUUACAUGAAGGCAACGUUACAAACAUCUGGCAGUCCUUCAAUUCGUCUUCGUUCUGCUCUACACUGUGUCCGUCUGCUAUCUACAAACCCCUCUCUUGGCACUACAGACAGACUCUUGUCGGCACAUUCGUGCAUUAUCGCCGUUCUUCCGGAGAUUGUCUGGCUCGGAUAUGAUAUCCAGCGACGCUACGACGAAUCGUCUCAAAUGGGCGAAUUCAUCAACGCUGCUGUCUCUGCAGCUAUAGCUGCCAAUGCUCUGACACUGGCUGUGGAGUGGCUCGAGGCAGGCAGGUCGCUCAUCUGGGGUCAGGUCUUAUCGCUGCGCACACCACUUGAUGAGGUGGACGACUUUGAUCCCACACUUGCGGCAUCUCUCCGUCGUGUUCAACAAGAUCUUCAGUCAUCCGCGAGACUCUCAUUCGCUCCUGAGACGUUUACAGCCAGUGAUAUUCCCGGGAUCGCAACCAAUCGUGCAGCCGAUGCCCAUCGAGCACUUGCCAUCGAGCACGACGGCCUCUUGAAGAAAGUUCGUGCGCGCCCCGGAUUUGAAGACUUUCUACGUCCGAGGUCGUUCGACACGCUCUCAACUUCAUUCAAGUUAUUGAACAAUCCAGUCGUCUUCAUAAACGUGGACAAAUCCCGCUGUGAUGCUCUCUGUUUAUAUCCCAGUGGCGAGAUCACGUCGGUUUCGCUGCCUUUCCUCACGCUUGAUCGGGCGAGAGAACUAUCCAUGCUUUGGACCGGGAUUCUCAGGGAUUGCAUGGUCCGCGCGCGGGGGCUAGUCGACCCGGACGGGAUGGAGGGCUUGAGUCUUCUGCAUCAUGUUCUGGAGUGUAUGUGGACAUGGAUUGUCAGCCCUAUCUUGGAUGCCCUCGAUCUUGCUAGUCUUUCACACGGCGAACAAUUACCGAACAUCAUCUGGUGCCCAACUGGGCCGCUUACCCAACUGCCUCUACAUGCGGCAGGCGUGUACAGCGAACCGUAUGGCCCACGCGUCUUCGAGUUCGUCGUUUCCUCAUAUACCCCGUCGUUGUCCGCGCUCCUUCACGGAAAGGAAGCGGCCACGAGUCACCAGAUCCCACCAAAUGCGAUGGUCAUCAGUCAGCCUGAUACACCGCGCCUGCAAUCUCCUCUACCUGGAACCAGAGCCGAAGGACGUCAGCUGCAGGAGUUCUUAGCCAGUUCGAACGUCGUGACUGAGCUACUGGAAGACGAUCAGGCGCGCGCUGCGGUUGUGCGGACCGAUAUCGGUCGAUACUCGUGGGUGCAUCUUGCGUGCCACGGCUCGCAAAACCAAGCAGAUGCUACAAAGAGCGCGUUCGAGCUCUACGACGAACCGCUGACGCUCUCGGACCUCAUGGGCACCGUGUCUGAAAAUGCGGAGCUCGCAUUUCUAUCGGCAUGUCAGACUGCUGUAGGUCACGAUAAGGCCCCGGAGGAGGCCGCUCACCUUGCGGCUGGCAUGCUCGCGGUCGGCUUUAAGGGCGUCGUGGCGACCAUGUGGUCUAUUGGCGACGCUGACGCGCCCAUUCUCGUCGAGGCCUACUACAAAGAGCUUAUAGCUCUGCGUAGCUCUGGUGCUCUUAGGAAAGGAGAGACGGGCGCGGCGUAUGCGCUGCAUGCGGCGACGAAUGUUCUGCGGGAGAAGGUGGGCGAGGCGGCAUUCGUGCGAUGGGCGCCGUUCGUCCAUUUCGGAGUUUGA